Molecule: messenger RNA, 1452 nt
Organism: Rotaria sordida
Lineage: Eukaryota; Metazoa; Rotifera; Eurotatoria; Philodinida; Philodinidae
Source: the annotation of a GenBank genome assembly
AUGGAAGGAUCAAGUCCAGUUGAUGACGAACAAACUCAAUUAGUUAAUCGACAAGGCACAAGAACUUAUCAUGGAUUACUUGAUCCACGUGGACCAUAUCUUAGAUGGGUUGCCGUAUUUUUUAUGUGCUUUUUAUCAUUUGGAUCCUAUUACUGUUAUGAUAAUCCGGCCGGCUUAGAAGAUGUAAUGAAAUCUGAUUUAAAAAUUUCUUCAUCAACUUUUACAGCAUUUUAUUCUUGGUAUUCAUGGCCUAAUGUUGUACUUGCUGCUGUUGGUGGUAUAUUAAUCGAUAAAUGGCUUGGUGUAGCUCGUGGUGCAACUGUAUUUUGUGCAUUUAUUGUUGUUGGACAAAUUAUUUUUGGUUUUGGUGGUUAUUUUCGCUUAAUAUGGCUUAUGAAUGCUGGUCGUUUUGUAUUUGGUAUUGGUGGUGAAUCAUUAUCAAGUGCACAAAAUGCAUAUGCUGUUUCAUGGUUUUUUGGAAAACAAUUGAAUUUUGUAUUUGGUUUACAACUUUCAUUUGCUCGUGUUGGAAGUUUAGUAAAUAUGAAUACAAUUCAUCGAAUUUAUGAUUCACUUGAUAAAGAUUCAACUGGUCCACAUCGUAUUGGUACAACACUUUUAAUUGCUGUUUCAACUUGUUUUGUUUCACUUGUAUGUGCACUUAUUCUUUGGACAUUAGAUAUUCGACGACGAAAAGUUAUACAAGAAGAUCAUCCACAUGAUCCAGCUGAUGAAUUUCAUAUUCGCGAUAUUCGACAUUUUUCAGCUUCACUUUAUUGUGUUUUUAUUAUUUGUGUAUUUUAUUAUGUUGCAAUAUUUCCAUUUAUUGCUGCUGCACAAUUACUUUUUAUAUCGAAAUAUAAUUUAUCACCUACUUGGUCGAAUGCCUGUAAUAGUUUAGUCUAUUUUAUGUCAGCUAUUCUUUCACCACUACUUGGUUAUGUUGUUGAUAAAACUGGUAGAAAUCUUUAUUGGUUAAUGGGCAGUAUAACAACAACAAUAUUUGCUCAUGCUCUUCUUGCAUUUCUUUUUGUUCAUCCGGUUGUACCUCUUGUUUUAAUGGGCAUAUCUUAUUCAAUAUUAGCUGCAUCAUUAUGGCCAAUGGUUGCUUUUCUUGUUCCUAAAAAAAUGUUAGGUACAGCCUAUGGAUUUAUGCAAUCAAUUCAAAAUCUAGGUCUAGCUGUAAUGAAUAUAUUUACUGGUUUAAUUCUUGAUAGUUAUGGUUAUUUUAUUCUUGAAGUAUUUUUUAUCAUAUGUCUUGAAAUAGCAUUAUUAGCUGCAGCAUUUCUUUACGUCUAUAACUCAAUAAAGAAAGGCAUACUCAAUGAUUCACCAUCUGCACGACGUGCUAAACAAGAUUUACUUGAUGGUAAAACAGAUGCCACAAUAAAUGCCGUAGUCGAUUCACCAGUAUCACCUGAUGAAAACAAUGGAAAAGUUUCUUAUACAUAA